Lipotes vexillifer (Yangtze River dolphin) is the source of this 2087-nucleotide messenger RNA. RefSeq names its product 5-hydroxytryptamine receptor 2A (gene HTR2A). Lineage: Eukaryota; Metazoa; Chordata; Mammalia; Artiodactyla; Lipotidae. Gene Ontology annotation, biological process: release of sequestered calcium ion into cytosol; serotonin receptor signaling pathway; chemical synaptic transmission. The record is from RefSeq and is a predicted model, not a curated record. Bases 316 to 1725 code for a protein of 469 amino acids. Gene Ontology annotation, cellular component: dendrite; plasma membrane. The transcript has 3 exons. Gene Ontology annotation, molecular function: neurotransmitter receptor activity; G protein-coupled serotonin receptor activity.
AUCACAUUUUUCUCCCUGACUGCUAAAAACUCAGCAACCUCUAUGUUAAAAGUUCAUUCUGCUUUUUUGCCCUUGCCUUGGAGAAAAAAAUCAAAUCAGACAAAGGAUUCUCCUGAAAUUGUGAAGGAAGGAAGUAUAAGGAAGCCACCGCAGUUCUUUAACUACUAUUGUAAUAAUGGGAGAAAAAAAGCCAACCAAAGAAGCCCAGCACGUACGCCAGCCUGUGACAGAGCAUGGGGACGUAAAGCUGAAUGGUGAGCAGAGCCUGUAACUCGGUUUUUCGGCACUUCAUAUGCUACGAGUUCCAGCUUAGACAUGGAUAUUCUCUGUGAAGAAAACACUUCUCUGAGCUCAACUACAAACUCCUUAAUGCAAUUAAAUGAUGACACAAGGCUCUACAUCGACUUUAACUCCGGAGAAGCUAACACUUCGGAUGCGUUUAACUGGACAGUGGACUCAGAAAAUCGAACCAACCUUUCCUGUGAGGGCUGCCUGUCACCACCCUGCUUCUCCUUACUUCAUCUCCAGGAAAAGAACUGGUCUGCUUUGUUGACAACUGUAGUGAUUAUUCUAACCAUUGCUGGAAACAUACUCGUCAUCAUGGCAGUGUCUCUAGAGAAAAAGCUGCAGAAUGCCACCAACUAUUUCCUGAUGUCACUUGCCAUAGCUGAUAUGCUGCUGGGUUUCCUUGUCAUGCCCGUGUCCACAUUAACCAUCCUUUAUGGGUACCGGUGGCCUCUACCUAGCAAGCUCUGUGCCAUCUGGAUUUACCUGGAUGUUCUCUUCUCCACGGCCUCCAUCAUGCACCUGUGCGCCAUCUCCCUGGAUCGCUAUGUUGCCAUCCAGAACCCCAUCCAUCACAGCCGAUUCAACUCCAGAACUAAGGCAUUUCUGAAAAUAAUUGCUGUUUGGACUAUAUCAGUAGGUAUAUCUAUGCCAAUACCAGUCUUUGGGCUCCAGGAUGAUUCGAAGGUCUUUAAGGAAGGAAGUUGCUUACUCGCUGAUGAUAACUUUGUCCUGAUUGGCUCUUUCGUGUCCUUUUUCAUUCCCUUAACCAUCAUGGUGAUCACCUACUUUCUAACCAUCAAGUCGCUCCAGAAAGAAGCUACUCUGUGUGUGAGUGAUCUUGGAACACGGGCCAAAUUAGCUUCUUUCAGCUUCCUGCCUCAGAGCUCCCUGUCUUCAGAAAAGCUCUUCCAGCGGUCCAUCCACAGGGAGCCAGGCUCCUACGGCAGGAGGACUAUGCAGUCCAUCAGCAACGAACAGAAGGCUUGCAAGGUGCUGGGCAUCGUCUUCUUUCUGUUUGUGGUGAUGUGGUGCCCCUUCUUCAUCACCAACAUAAUGGCCGUCAUCUGCAAAGAGUCCUGCAACGAGGAUGUCAUCGGAGCCCUGCUCAAUGUGUUCGUUUGGAUCGGUUACCUCUCCUCAGCGGUCAACCCUCUAGUGUACACACUGUUCAAUAAGACCUACAGGUCGGCCUUUUCCAGGUAUAUUCAGUGUCAGUACAAGGAAAAUAAAAAACCACUGCAGUUAAUUUUAGUGAACACUAUCCCAGCCUUGGCCUACAAGUCUAGUCAACUCCAGAUGGGACAAAGAAAGAAUUCAAAGGAAGGUGCCAAGACGACAGAUAACGACUGCUCUAUGGUUGCUCUAGGAAAACAACAUUCAGAAGAUGCUCCUACAGAUAAUACCAACACAGUGAAUGAAAAGGUUAGCUGUGUGUGAUGGACUGGUUGCCAUGGCAACUGUGGAGGGCACACUGAGCAAUCUCCCCCCUAUCUGGGAGGAAAAAGAAACAAGAAAAGAAAAUAGGGACACUGGAAAAGAUUAGGCCAGUCUAAUGGAAUCAACAAUAAUAUCUAUAUGUCUCAUUUUAUUAUGUCAGUGAUAAGCAGGGUUCAAUGCCACAAAACGUGCACUUCAAAAAUAUUCUGACAGCAUUUCAGCUGUGAGCUUUAUGAUAUUAUUUUUAACAUUGUAAAUUAUAUGUCUUUAAAAUAAUUAGCUUUUAUUGUAUAAUUACAAUGAGGCCAUAAAUAAAUCUAAAUUUUCUUCUAUUUGCAAGUGAAAGCCUUGCCACUAUGUUG